UGGCUCCUGUGUUAUUUUCAAUAGUUCAUAUCCACCGGUCUCUGCUAGCCAGAGCUUAAAAAAACUUGCCACAUGUUCUGUUCUGUAAAGAUACACCAAGAAGGUUCCAAUCAUGGACAUAACAAACUCAAUUUUUAGAACACUUUGGGGAAAAAAGGACAGUAAGCAGCAAUCCUUUAGUCAUUAUUUCGACAUCCACCAUUUUGAAGCUUCAACAGUUUUGUAGAUCUGCAAUACCUACAACCAUCUAUUCCAAUCGGUGAGUCAUCCCUUCAAGCAUACAUCCUUCUUCUCCUCACAUCCGGUAUAAACUUCCGAUUCCACCUUCAUUCCACCACCACUCCUAAUCUAUCAGCCUUCUAUAAUUGCGCCAACUUACUUCUUCCACUUUAAGCCACUGCUUGGACAGUCGCCGCCUUAUCACACAGGUCUUAAAUCACACUUAAUUGAAUAAUCCUUCAGGUUGCCGUGGCAUGAUAUACUGUUCUAUCAGUGAACAUUCAGUCAGCCAACACAUCCACCAGAACUCCGCUCUGCUCGACGUCCAAUAAUUGCCAGUUGUGGCAGCUGCCCCAGAAAACCGGAAAUACAAGAAUACAGCAAACCCAGUCGAAUGAUAGCAACGCACAGCAAGCUUUUUGCAAGGGACACGUUCGGAAUCCGGACCCGGUGUAGUUACACCGGGUUCGUCACCCAAGAAGUGUCAGCCGUGUCAACCCCGACCGACCGACCAACCAUACGGUGGCUGGCGAGUGUCGUCGGUCCACCGCUUUUUUCGGGGUGGUUCGGUCGGAACGCGGUGGGUUGCCGAUAAAAUGUCAAUUAGAGCGGAAUGGGGUGGUAGCGGUGGUGGUGCGGUGGUGAGAGGUGACGACGCAUCGAUUCUUGCGGUUGGGCGGGUGAGGAACGGCCGGACCCAGCACAGUCAAUCCGGAACGAUGACGGACAGUGGAUGCCGCACCGUUUGCGAGGUGAAUCAGGCUGGAUUGACUGUUGCUGCAGUUUUCGUGGGGGCGGUGGAUAUGCGAGGUGAUAUGGUUGGACAGGAUUGGAAUGUCCAAUUUCAUCGAAAACGCUCAACGGCCCCGCAUAUCGAUCCGGCAGGGACACUGGCUGGCGGAUUCUUGGGUGAUAUGAGUCGUCCAUGUCCCUAAAAGAAAAUCGAUUUCGGCACGGGCGAGAUGAAUGGGAGAGAAGAGUACGGAUGUGGAGCGCAUGCGUUCAUCGCUGUCUUUGUCUAUCCGCUUGAUCCUGGCUGUAGCGUGAGUUGAGCUUCGAAGUUGAGCAACGGUCGAAGGAGAUGCAAUGCAGCAGCUGGAAAAAUCUAGUUGGCUCCACCCCUUUCGGUGAUUCGACCAGACGGUGAGCAUGUAUUGCCUCGUAGCAUCGCACGAUCAUGGUAGUGGUGCUGCCGGCGAGCGCGUGGUGAGUUUCUUUCUCUUCGGUGGUGAAUGUAGGGUUUCUUUGUUUGUGGCUGGUUCUCCUGUCCGUUUCAGUUGCGAUUGGUUGGCGGAGUCGGCAAGAGUAGGACACCAUGAAUGCGUUGGUUCAGUCGCGCUACCGAGUCGCAUCUUCCGAGAGUAUGAGAUUGGAUAAUGUGUCGUUAAUGUCGGUACCAAUACGCGUGCAGUGCCGUGUUCCGUCACGCAAGGGGAGAAUGUGUGUUUAAAGUUUAGUUAGGCACUUCAGUCGAAUAUUGUUUGAAAGCCAAAUAGUAGUUAUUCCCCUCUGCAAACAGUCACAUCUUGUUAUUCAGGAGAGGCAGGCAGGCAGACAAAGUUGAUGCAGUCGCCUAGUUUGAAAACCAAAGGAAUUCACUGGAACGAUAACACCAGCCAUAACCAGUGAGUGAACAAAUAAACAAAGCAUAGUGAGACAUUACUAGCCGGUGUAGUAUUGGAGUGAUAAACAAUUUCGGUGAUUGCAGUCAGGAAUGUGAAUCGCGCUCGGUAUGAGCGAUUAUGAACGAGAGAUGAUUGAUCUGUAGUCAUGCUACUACGGUUCCCGUUGAUCAGAGAAGGUGUAUUCAUAGAAGCGAUUUUGAUUGAUUUGUUUGUGCACGACUUAGACAAAGUUUCGAAGUGAUAAGAAGACUACAGUGAAGUGAAAAUGCAAAAACUCUAUCCGGAAACAUCGAUCAACAACACCAGCAUGGCCGGCGGAAACAUGAGUCCCAUGACGUCGACUUACAGUAUGAACAGUAUGGGCAUGACCGUUGGCGGUAUGACCUCGGUUUCACCACAGGGUGGAUCAUUUGGGGCAGGAGUGCUAGGAAGCCCUGGAAUGGGUGGAAUGGGAGCCGCAAUGAACACCAUGUCUGGUCAAUGCCUAACGUCAGCUCCAAUCGGAUACAGUUCGAUGGGGUCACCAAUCACGAACAUGGGUUCUUGUAUGGGAGGCAACGGUAUGAGCUCGAUGGCUGCCAUGUCCGGAUAUUCUAGUGUAGCUGGCAGCCGAGAAGUACUUGGUGAUCCUGCAUCUCCAAACUCAGCAGCCCUUCAGCGAGUGAGGCAAGAAAAACCUGCGGCAGCUUACCGACGGAGUUAUACUCACGCCAAACCUCCAUACUCGUACAUCUCCCUCAUCUAUAUGGCUAUCCACAAUAAUCCGCAUAAAAUGCUUACUCUGGCGGAGAUCUAUCAGUUCAUCAUGGAUCUGUUUCCUUUCUACAGGCAGAACCAACAACGAUGGCAAAAUUCCAUCCGACACUCGCUUAGUUUUAAUGAUUGCUUCGUCAAAGUGCCCCGAACACCAGACAAACCCGGUAAAGGUUCCUUCUGGACGUUACAUCCUGAGUCCGGGAACAUGUUUGAGAACGGGUGUUACCUUCGGCGGCAGAAGCGCUUCAAGGACGAGAAGAAAGAGAUCAUCCGUUCGAUGCACAAGAGCCCAGCGCACAGUAUGGAUGCAACGAGUCCGGAUAAGAAAGACCCUCAUGAUGAUCAUCAUCACCACCACCGGGACCAUAAAGUGACCGUCGAAACCCAUGGAAUGUUGAAUUCCGGCCACGGUAAGGACACCGACGCGCUUGCCAUGCUGCAUGCUACCGCUGACCUUUGUCUGGCUCAGCAGUCGCACUCUCAGCACGCACCCCAUCACCAGCAGCUUCAGCAAGAGGAAUUGUCUGCCAUGGUGAAUCGAUGCCAUCCUUCGCUACUCAGCGAUUACCACUCGAUGCACCUCAAGCAGGAACCUCCCGGUUACACGCCUUCUAGUCAUCCGUUCUCCAUCACGCGAUUACUACCGACGGAGUCCAAGGCUGACAUCAAGAUGUACGACAUGAGUCAGUACGCCGGCUACAACGGCCUUAGCCCUCUACAGAACUCGCACGCAGCAGCCGCCGCCCUAGGACAGGACUCGUACUACCACCAGAGUCUCGGUUACCACCACGCAUCGGCCGGAACCACCAGCUUGUGACAUCAGUACCCGUUGGCAUAAAUGAAACUUAGGAACUACUACGGUUGCUACGGUGGCGCCAACAGCAGCAUGCAUCAGUUCAACGUCAACAGCAGCAGUAGUAACGGUAACAACGGUAAUUCUAUCAGUAGAUCCUCCUGUAAUAGCAGCACUGAGCCUGAUCCUAAUUUCCCAUUCUGAAUCC
Aedes albopictus (Asian tiger mosquito) is the source of this 3601-nucleotide messenger RNA. RefSeq names its product protein fork head-like. Gene Ontology annotation, molecular function: DNA-binding transcription factor activity, RNA polymerase II-specific; RNA polymerase II cis-regulatory region sequence-specific DNA binding; transcription factor binding. NCBI's taxonomy places the organism in Eukaryota, Metazoa, Arthropoda, Insecta, Diptera, Culicidae. The coding region runs from base 2110 to 3417 and encodes 435 amino acids. Gene Ontology annotation, biological process: regulation of transcription by RNA polymerase II; cell differentiation; anatomical structure morphogenesis. The record is from RefSeq and is a predicted model, not a curated record. The transcript is spliced from 2 exons.